UGUGAGCUAACCUGGCCCGGACUCAUUCACGGCGGUAACUCACGGAUGACAGCAAAGCGUCAUCCGUCAAUGUAUGCGUGUGAUCGAUCCGGGGGUCAUCGGUUGCGCGGUCACGGACGUUGACCGCCAAACACCAGCGCGCACUGAAGAACUAGCGGUCAGCAAGGAAGCGUGCUCGAAGCCAACACCAAAUUGUAACCAAGUGAAGUUGAAUAUAUACGUUAGUAAAUUUAUUAGUAACGCGUGAGUUUUAUUCGACCACCUCUGCGAUCGAAAGAACAUAAAAGUGGCGACGAGUAAAAAAAAAAAAAAGGAUUUUUUUUUCAUUGCAUUUCGACUGUGAGUGAAGUUGUGCUGUUCGAAAAAUUACGCGCCCGCGAGCAAAACGCAGAAGGAUGAGCACCAGCGAAAACGGUGCAUCGGAUUUCCCCAUGGAAGGAGAGCAGCGAAGAUCAUCCUUGCUGCGUUCGACUGGUUUUGCUACGGGACAGCAAAUUUUUCCACCCGCGAACGAGAAUGUUGUGCCAACGGUGAAUCUGCCAUCGCAGAAUGCAGCGGGGCAGCCAUCGCUACAGCAUUUUGCUGCGUCAUCAUCAGUGCCGGCGCAGUCACCCGAUUCUGCGAUGCUGAUGCAGAUGAUGCAGUUAAUGCAACAGCAGAUGCAGCAGCAGCAGCAGCAGGUGCAGCAACAGAUGCAGCAACAGCAGCAACUAAUCACGCAAGUAUUGCAGCAGUCACAAGUUACAAACCAGCAAAGCCAGGCCUUCCCGACGCAGGUCAUUACCCCCAGUAAUCCGGAGUUGAUUAUUGAUGCGUUGUCGGGUAGCAUCACCGAGUUCCGGUACGAGGCGGAAUCCGAAAUAACUUUCGAUACGUGGUUCGCGCGCUACGAGGACCUGUUCGCACAGGAUGCCUCCCGCCUCGACGAUGCAGCAAAGGUGCGCUUACUGGUGCGCAAGUUAGGCCCUGCGGAGCACGCACGCUACGCUAGUUUCAUCCUGCCCAGCGUUCCUCGGGAGAUACCGUUCGAUGAAACGGUGAAAAAGCUGAAGGCCCUUUUUGGGAGAGCUGAAACGCUUGUGAGUAAGCGCUACAAGUGUUUGCAGCUAACGAAAUCUCGUACGGAGGAUUUCGUGUCGUUUGUUUGCCGCGUGAACCGCUCCUGCGUCAACUUUCAGCUGUCCGCAAUGAGCGAGGAGCAGUUCAAAUGCCUGAUAUUAGUGUGCGGCUUAAAGGAUGAUGCUGAUGCGGACGUGCGCACGAGACUUCUCUCUCGUAUCGAGGAGAGAACCGACGUCACGCUAGAGCAGCUCUCCGCUGAGUGUGAGCGAAUCUCCAGCUUGAAGGUGGAUAGCGCCAUGAUCGCUACUCAGGCGGAGGAGCAAAUCCUAGCACUAAGAAGUAGAAGCAAUGCACAACAGCAGGCGAGCAAGUGGAAACAAAGGAAGCAGUACCAGCAUACGAGGAACAGUGAUAAUGUAAACAAACCACCUGGGCCGUGUUGGUUAUGUGGUGAGGCUCAUUGGGCAAGUGAGUGCUCAUAUGCUCUGCACAAGUGUCGCGAUUGUAACGUAACCGGUCACCGAGAAGGUUUUUGCAACCAGCAGAAAAGAGGCAACAAAAAGGGGAAGUACAAGAAAAAAAAACGCACGUCGGUGGACAUGCGUACGGUGACGGUCAAUGUUUGUAAUGUCCAGCAAGCUAGAAAAUUUGUUAACAUUUUCAUCAACAGUAACAGGGUCCGCCUGCAGCUUGACACUGGAUCGGAUAUUACAGUAAUCGGACGAGAAACGUGGCAGCAGCUGGGUAAGCCAACACUGAAGCCGGUAACAGUCCACGCAAAAACAGCAUCUGGGUCCCGCCUUGAAUUGGAUGGUGAAUUCGAGGCACAGAUAACGAUCGGUGACAGAACGCGGUCUGCUGUUAUACGCGUUAUGGACUCGGCCUUGCAUCUUUUGGGGGCCGAUAUGAUAGCAACGUUCGAGCUCGGUGCCGUCCCCAUGGACCAGUUUUGCAACAAGGUGGAAGCAGAGGGAGUGAAAUGGGAGAGCCGAUUCCCUGCAUUGUUUAAAGGCAACGGAUUGUGCACCAAGGCGAAUGUACAGAUUCAGCUCAAGCCAAAUCACCGUUCUGUGUUUUGUCCUAAGCGCCCGGUAGCGUACGCGAUGCGAGCAACGGUGGACAAGGAGCUCGAUCGCUUAGAGGAUCUAGGGGUGAUUACUCCGGUGGAUUAUUCGGACUGGGCGGCCCCAAUUGUGGUGGUGAGGAAGCAGAACGGCAGCGUGCGGAUUUGUGGAGAUUAUUCAACUGGGUUGAAUGCAGCUCUUCAAUCGUACGAAUAUCCACUCCCACUCCCAGAGGAUAUUUUUGCAAAACUGGCACAAUGCAAGUAUUUUUCAAAAAUUGAUCUAACGGAUGCAUUCUUGCAGGUACAAAUUAAAGAGGAAUAUCGUCCACUCCUGACGAUUAACACGCAUCGCGGAUUGUACCAUUACAACCGUCUACCACCUGGCAUUAAAAUUGCUCCAGCCGCGUUCCAGCAACUCAUCGAUGCAAUGCUCUCCGGCCUAAAAUGUACAUCUGGGUACAUGGAUGAUGUAGUUGUUGGAGGCAAAACAGAACGCGAGCACGAUGAGAAUUUGCUCAACCUUUUCCGGCGCAUAAAGGAGUACGGAUUUACAAUCCGAGCGGAAAAGUGUUCGUUUAAAAUGCCAAGGAUAGAGUACCUGGGUUUUGUUAUCGACAGACAGGGUCUCAGACCAAACCCAGCGAAAAUAGAUGCGAUCCUGAAGAUGCCAGCACCGACGAACGUUAGUGAGGUUCGGUCCUUUCUGGGUGCUGUGAAUUAUUACGGCAAAUUUGUACCAAAGAUGCGAGAAUUGCGAUACCCGCUGGAUGCAUUGCUCAAAAAUGACACCAAAUUUGUUUGGACACGGGAGUGCGCAAAUGCUUUUAACAGGUUCAAAGACCUGUUAGCAUCCGACUUGCUGCUGACGCACUACGACCCGAAUGCAGAGAUAGUGGUCUCUGCCGAUGCAUCGUCGGUUGGACUAGGCGCGACCAUAAGCCACAGGUACGCGGAUGGCUCGCUGAAGGUUGUUCAGCACGCAUCGAGAGCCCUUACGAAGGCUGAAGCAAAUUACAGCCAAAUUGACCGCGAAGGUUUGGCGAUUAUAUUUGCUGUGAAAAAGUUUCAUAAGAUGCUGUUUGGGCGCCACUUCCGAUUGCAAACCGAUCAUCGACCCUUGUUGCGGAUUUUCGGGUCACAUAAGGGUAUACCAGUGUACACGGCAAAUAGGUUGCAGCGGUUUGCAUUGCAGUUGCUGAUGUAUGAUUUUACCAUCGAGUACGUGCAAACCGAUAAGUUUGGCAAUGCGGACGUGCUCUCAAGGCUGAUACACGAGCACGCAAAACCGGAUCCGGAAUACAUAAUCGCAAGCGCUGAGUUGGAAAAUGAUGUAAGUUCCAUAGCAUCAUACUGUAUUAAUAUAUUUCCACUCAAUUUUAGAGACGUUGCGAAGGCCACGGAGUCCGACCCUGUCCUGAAGAAGGUUUACGGAUACAUCAUGGAAGGGUGGCCCCAAAAUGUCGCGUAUGCUGCAGAGCUGGCUUGCUUUUACCACAGAAGCGAAGCCCUAACCACGGUGCGUGGUUGCAUUUUGUUUGGGGAAAGAGUGGUGAUCCCUAGCAAGCUGCAGCAGCGUUGCUUGAAGCAACUACAUGAAGGGCACCCCGGUAUCCAGCGAAUGAAGUCGAAGGCCCGGAGUUACGUGUACUGGCCAUCCGUUGAUAAGGACAUAACGGAGCACGUAAAGGGAUGCCAUGCUUGUGCGAUAGCGGCAAAGACUUCACCUCGCGAAAAACCUGUUCCCUGGCCAGCGACACAGAAACCUUGGGAACGUAUUCACAUCGAUUUCGCUGGGCCAAUCGAUGGUGACUAUUUUCUGAUCGUGGUAGACGCGUUUACCAAGUGGCCAGAGGUGAUACGAACGCGAAGUACCACAUCAGCAGCAACGAUCGCGAUACUGAGGUCAAUCUUUGCGAGAUUUGGAUACCCGGAAACGAUGGUGAGCGACAACGGGCCACAAUUUGUCAGUGCUGAGUUUUCGGAGUAUUGCAGUAGUCGCGGUAUACAGCACGUCACAACUGCGCCAUUCCAUCCGCAAUCGAAUGGGCAGGCGGAGCGCUUUGUUGACACCUUCAAGCGGUCGAUGAGGAAGAUCCAGGAAGGGGGAACAACGCAGGACGAAGCGCUUGACGUUUUUCUGGCGAGCUACCGGUCAACCCCCAACGCUAUUUUGCCGGACAUGCAGUCGCCAGCUGAAGCCAUGCUAGGCAGAAAAAUGCGAACAGCGUUGGCACUGCUGAAACCUCCACCUGCAGCGCAAGCAGAACCGGCCAACUUGGAUAGACGAUUUCAGCGCGGUGACCUCGUCUACGCCAAGUUCUAUGCGCGGAAUUCAUGGAAGUGGGUUCCGGCGCAAAUCAUACGAGAGUUGGGCAGCGUUAUGUUCGAGGUGCAGACGAACAAUCAACGGGUUCACAGGCGCCAUGUGAACCAGCUGCGAAAACGUGAUUCGGCCGUGGGGGCUUCCAGCGAGGACGUGGACAUAGAUCAUUUGCCGUUUGAUCUGCUGACGGACAGCGCGGUAGCGGAAUCGAGUUCUGUUCCCUUGACGGACCAUCAAACUAGCGCGUCACCCACACAACCAUCUCCACGCCCAAUCCCGUUCGCUACUACAAAACGCCAGCAGCCGAUACGGUCGCCACGCCGGUCUUCUAGGCUUAGAAGACUUCCGCGUAGGCUCGAGGGGUAUCGUCUGUAAUUAAAAGGGGGAGAUGUUGUGAGCUAACCUGGCCCGGACUCAUUCACGGCGGUAACUCACGGAUGACAGCAAAGCGUCAUCCGUCAAUGUAUGCGUGUGAUCGAUCCGGGGGUCAUCGGUUGCGCGGUCACGGACGUUGACCGCCAAACACCAGCGCGCACUGAAGAACUAGCGGUCAGCAAGGAAGCGUGCUCGAAGCCAACACCAAAUUGUAACCAAGUGAAGUUGAAUAUAUACGUUAGUAAAUUUAUUAGUAA
This is a messenger RNA of Anopheles coluzzii, 5083 nucleotides long. RefSeq lists its product as uncharacterized. Gene Ontology annotation, biological process: DNA integration; proteolysis. The transcript has a single exon. Gene Ontology annotation, molecular function: aspartic-type endopeptidase activity; nucleic acid binding. The record is from RefSeq and is a predicted model, not a curated record. Bases 396 to 4826 code for a protein of 1476 amino acids. Lineage: Eukaryota; Metazoa; Arthropoda; Insecta; Diptera; Culicidae.